UUUCUUCGCUACAGGCGACCGCCAGGCUCGGCCGGGAGCCGCUGGGGUUUCUGAGGUUUCACUUCGUUUUCUGUCUUCCUUUCGCCAGAGAAGCAGCUCAUUGAACGUUUUCCUCUUAUCUGUGCAGCCGGGAAGAGGUGAAAAACAGCCACACAGGCCAGGAAUCUCCAAAUUCUGUGGGCAUCCACGACAAAUGCGAGUAUAUUUUAAUCUUCAGGGGACCAAGAUGUCGGAUUCAAACAAAGCUGCUAUUGCAGCAGAAAAGGAGGCUCUGAACUUGAAGUUACCUCCCAUUGUCCGUCCCCCUGAAGACAUAGGUGUUGACACACCAACACAAAGUAAACUGCUGAAUUACAGAAGAUCCAAGGAGCAGCAGAAGACAAUUAAUCAGUUAGUAAUUGAUGGAGCCAAAAGAAAUAUAGACAGAACACUGAGUAAAAGAAUACCUUCAUCACCAGAGCCAGAUUAUCCUCCAACUAUGACCAGUGAAAUUAAAAAGAAAGGAUUCAACUAUAUUUAUUUGAAGCAAUGUGUAGAAAGUAGCCCUAUAGUACCUAUUCAGCAGGAAUGGCUGGAUCACAUGUUAAUGCUGAUACCUGAGUCUCUGAAGGAAGGAAAAAACAGAGAAGAACUCCUUGAGAGUCUCAUAGAGGAGGUGUCAAGUGACUUUGAAAAAAGCAUGAAGAGAUAUUUGGUGCGGAGUGUUCUUGUGAAACCUCCAGUUAAAUGGCUUGAAGAUGAAGGUGGGCCUUUACCUGAAUCCCCUGUAGGCCUGGAUUAUUCUAAUCCUUGGCAUUCUAGCUAUGUGCAGACAAGAAAUCAAAUAUUAGCUAAUUUGCACAUUGUUCAUCCAACUAUGAAAAUGUUACUGGACCUUGGUUAUAAGACAUUUGCCAAUACAGUUUUGCUGGACUUAACAGGAAUUAGAGCUAAAGGCCCAAUUGAUUGUGAAGCCCUGAAAACUGAUCUAUCACUACAAGCUAAAAAGGCAGAAGAGAAGAUAAUGAACACAUGGUAUCCAAAAGUUAUAAGUCUCUUUACCAAGAAGGAGGCACUAGAAGGCAUUAAACCUGAAAAAUUGGAUGCAUUUUAUAACUGUGUUUCCACACUUAUGUCAAAUCAGCUAAAGGAUCUCUUAAAAAGAACUGUAGAAGGAUUUGUAAAACUUUUUGAUCGAGAAGAUCAACAAGGGCUGCCAAUAUUUAAGAUGGAAUUGACGUUUGAUGAUGACAAAAUGGAAUUUUACCCUACCUUUCAAGAUUUGGAAGAUGCUGUUUUGGGUUUGGUAGAGCGAAUAGCUGAAACUCUGCAGAAUGUUCAAACAGUACCCUCUUGGCUGUCAGGAACUUCAACACCUGUAAAUCUUGACACGGAACUUCCUGAACAUGUGUUACAGUGGGCUCUUGAUAAGCUGAAGGUGGCAAUACAUCAGAACUUAGAAGGUGCAAGAAAACAUUAUGAGACAUAUGUUAAAAAAUAUAAUUGGCUCCUUGAUGGGACUGCAGUUGACCUGAUAGAGACUUUUCAGGCAGAAGAUCAUACUUUUGAUGAAUACACAGAGUUUAUAGAAAAAUUUUUCAGUCUUGCCUCAGAAAUAAUGCUUUUGCCUCAGUGGGUUCAUUACCCUAUGGUACGUUUGGAUUGUGAAGAUUUGAAGACAGGCCUAACAAACAAAGCAAAAGCCUUUGCAAAUAUAUUAUUAAAUGACAUAGCUUCAAAACAUAGAAAAGAAAAUGAAAGUAUUUGUAGUGAAUUUGAAGCAAUUAAAGAGCAUGCAUUGAAAGUCCCUGAGACAACAGAAGAGAUGAUGGAUCUGAUAUCUUAUGUAGAAAAAGCCCGGACUGUAGGAAUUCGGGACUUGAUUUUACGGAUCCAGGAAUCCAAACGCCAAAUGAGUUACUUUUUAGAUGUUUUUCUAUUUCCUCAAGAAGACUUAGCUUUAAAUUCAACUGUCCUUAUGUGGCCUUGGAAAAUAAAUCCCAUCUUUGAUGAAAAUGAUGAGCUCAUAGAGUAUGCUAAACAUAAAAAAGAAAAUGAGUUAAUAGCCAAGAGAGAGAAACUGAUUUUGGAAUUAGAAAAAGAAUCACGCCGCAUGGAAGAGUUUGCAGAAUUUGCAGAACUGGACCGCAUGCAACAGUAUGUGACAGAUGUAAGACAACUACAAAAACGUAUUCAGGAAUCUGAAGAUGCCGUUCAGUUUAUUAAUAAAGAAGAGGAACUUUUCAAAUGGGAAUUGACAAAAUAUCCUGAACUGGAUAAAUUAAAAGUUAACAUUGAGCCCUAUCAGAAGUUUUUUAAUUUAGUUUUGAAGUGGCAACGAACAGAAAAACGGUGGAUGGAUGGAGGGUUUUUGGAGCUUAAUGGGGAAAGCAUGGAAGCUGAUGUAGAUGAAUUUUCCCGAGAAAUUUUUAAGACACUGAAGUUUUUCCAAAUGAAGCAAAAGAAGGAAUUACAAGAAAAAAGAAAGGCGGCAAAAAGACGGUCUCUGGGAGAAGAGAAAGUUGAAGAAGAACCAAAAGAGAAUCCUACUAUUACCAUGUGCUCUACAGUAAUGGAGCAGAUAAAAACUUUUAAGGAAUAUAUCCCUACUGUCUCCAUCCUGUGCAAUCCGGGAAUGAGAGCACGUCACUGGAAGCAGAUAUCAGAAAUUGUAGGCUAUGACUUGACUCCAGACUCUGGAACUACAAUGAGAAAAAUUUUGAAAUUAAACCUCGCACCAUACUUGGAACAAUUUGAAGUGAUAAGUGCAGGUGCAAGCAAGGAAUUUUCAUUAGAGAAAGCCAUGCAUACAAUGAUAGGAACUUGGGAUGAUAUUGCUUUUCAUAUAAAUCUAUAUCGUGAUACUGGAGUCUGUAUUCUUUCUUCAGUAGAUGAGAUUCAGGCUCUCCUUGAUGAUCAAAUUAUAAAAACUCAGACAAUGAGAGGCUCACCUUUCAUCAAGCCAUUUGAAAAAGAGAUUAAGGCCUGGGAGGACCGUUUGAUUCGAAUACAAGAAACAAUUGACGAGUGGUUGAAAGUACAAGCUCAGUGGCUGUACUUGGAGCCUAUUUUUUGUUCUGAGGAUAUCAUGCAACAGAUGCCAGAAGAAGGCCGUCAGUUUCAGACAGUAGACAGACAUUGGAGGGAUAUCAUGAAGUUUUGUGCAAAAGAUCCAAAGGUUCUUGCCGCUACUUCUUUAACAGGUUUAUUGGAAAAACUGCAGACCUGCAAUGAACUUUUGGAGAAAAUUAUGAAAGGGCUUAAUGCAUAUCUUGAAAAAAAACGACUUUUCUUCCCUCGUUUUUUCUUCUUAUCUAAUGAUGAAAUGUUGGAGAUUUUGUCAGAGACCAAAGAUCCACUUAGAGUUCAGCCUCAUUUAAAAAAAUGCUUUGAGGGCAUUGCCAAAUUGGAGUUCCUUCCUAAUUUGGACAUUAAGGCCAUGUAUAGCUCUGAAGGUGAGCGGGUGGAGCUGAUUGCACUUAUUUCCACAUCUGCAGCGCGAGGUGCUGUGGAAAAGUGGCUCAUUCAAGUGGAAGAUUUAAUGCUCCGGAGUAUUCAUGACGUGAUCGCUGCAGCCAGACUGGCCUAUCCAGAAUCUGCAAGAAGAGACUGGGUUCGAGAGUGGCCUGGCCAAGUUGUACUUUGUGUUUCUCAAAUGUUCUGGACUUCUGAAACACAGGAAGUUAUAAGUGGUGGGACAGAGGGAUUAAAGAAGUACUAUAAGGAACUUCAGAAUCAACUAAAUGAUAUUGUAGAGCUGGUAAGAGGAAAAUUGUCGAAACAGACCAGGAUUACUCUGGGGGCUUUGGUUACUAUUGAUGUCCAUGCUAGAGAUGUGGUCAUGGACAUGAUUGAUAUGGGUGUCUCACAUGAUACAGAUUUCCACUGGCUUGCUCAGCUUCGAUAUUAUUGGGAAUAUGAAAAUGCUCGAGUUCGUAUCAUUAAUUGCAAUGUAAAAUAUGCUUAUGAAUAUCUUGGUAACUCACCUAGACUUGUCAUUACUCCUCUAACUGACAGAUGUUACAGAACAUUGAUAGGUGCCUUCUAUUUAAACCUUGGAGGUGCUCCGGAGGGGCCCGCAGGCACAGGAAAAACUGAAACCACCAAGGACUUGGCUAAAGCUCUUGCUGUACAGUGUGUGGUGUUCAACUGUUCUGAUGGGCUAGAUUAUAUAGCAAUGGGAAAGUUUUUUAAAGGAUUGGCAUCUUCUGGUGCUUGGGCUUGCUUUGAUGAAUUUAAUCGAAUUGAGUUGGAAGUGUUGUCAGUGGUAGCUCAACAGAUCCUUUGCAUUCAAAGAGCCAUUCAGCAGAAGCUGGAAGAGUUUAUUUUUGAAGGGACAGAACUAAAGCUCAAUCCAAACUGUUUUGUAGCUAUUACCAUGAAUCCCGGCUAUGCAGGACGUUCUGAAUUGCCAGACAAUCUUAAGGUUCUUUUUAGAACAGUGGCUAUGAUGGUUCCAAACUAUGCCCUCAUAGCAGAAAUCUCCCUCUACUCCUAUGGAUUUUUUAAUGCAAAACCUCUGUCUGUGAAGAUAGUAAUGACCUAUAGGCUUUGCUCAGAGCAGCUCUCAUCACAGUUUCAUUAUGACUAUGGAAUGCGAGCAGUAAAAGCAGUUUUAGUGGCUGCUGGAAACCUAAAACUAAAAUUUCCAGAUGAAAAUGAAGAUAUACUUCUUCUUCGAUCAAUUAAAGAUGUAAAUGAACCAAAAUUUCUAUCACAUGAUAUACCUUUAUUUAAUGGAAUAACUAGCGACUUAUUUCCUGGUGUUAAACUUCCUGAAGCUGACUAUCAUGAAUUUUUGGAAUGUGCUCAUGAAGCCUGCAAAGCACAUAAUCUUCAGCCUGUUAAAUUUUUUAUUGAAAAAAUGAUUCAGACAUAUGAAAUGAUGAUUGUUAGACAUGGUUUUAUGUUAGUAGGAGAGCCUUUUGCUGCUAAGACAAAAGUUCUGCAUAUGCUGGCUGAUACUCUAACUCUAAUGAAUGAACGUGGCUAUGGAGAGGAAGAAAAGGUCAUUUAUAGGACUGUAAACCCCAAAUCCAUUACUAUGGGCCAACUUUUUGGACAGUUUGACCCAGUGUCUCAUGAGUGGACUGAUGGUAUUGUGGCUAAUACUUUUAGAGAAUUUGCCUUAUCAGAAACACCUGACCGGAAAUGGGUUGUAUUUGAUGGUCCCAUUGACACUUUGUGGAUAGAGAGCAUGAACACAGUAUUGGAUGAUAAUAAAAAGCUUUGCCUUAUGAGUGGGGAAAUCAUUCAAAUGUCUCCUCAAAUGAGCCUCAUCUUUGAAGCAAUGGACCUUUCCCAGGCUUCGCCCGCCACCGUAAGCCGCUGUGGUAUGAUUUAUUUGGAACCUUCACAGUUAGGAUGGGAACCGCUUAUGUCUUCAUGGUUGAACUCACUGAAGGGACCGCUACAAGAACCAGAUCAUCAAGCUCUUCUGAAAGCACUUUUUCACUGGUUAAUACCGCCCACUUUGAGGGUUCGUAAGAAAAAAUGCAAGGAACUGAUUCCUACAAGUGAUAGCAAUGUGGUUGUAUCUCUCACACGCCUCUUUGAAGUAUUACUCUGUAACGUGGUAGAAAAUGACCCUACAAGCAAGCACAUUCGUGUUUGGAUUAUGGCUUGCUUUAUAUUUUCUUUGAUUUGGUCCAUUGGAGGAAGUUGUGAUACAGAUGGUCGUGUUGCUUUUGAUGUUUACAUACGAUUAAUCCUACUGGGAAAAGAUGAAGACAACCCAGUGCCUGACUCUGUGGGUAAAUGGGAAUGCCACUUUGAUGAAAAAGGCCUGGUCUAUGACUACAUGUAUGAGUUGAAAAACCGAGGUCGCUGGCUCCAUUGGAAUGAAUUAAUUAAAAGUACUAAUUUAGGAGAUAAACGUGUCAGGAUUCAAGAUAUCAUAGUGCCUACAAUGGACACAAUUAGAUACACAUUUCUAAUGGAUUUGAGUAUUACCUAUGCAAAGCCACUGCUUUUUGUGGGUCCAACGGGUACAGGAAAGUCAGUGUAUGUGAAGGAUAAGCUAAUGAAUCACUUGGAAAAGGACCAGUACUUUCCUUUUUAUGUUAAUUUCUCUGCACGGACCAGUGCCAACCAGGUUCAGAAUAUUAUUAUGAAUAGAUUGGAUAAAAGACGCAAAGGAGUUUUUGGACCACCUAUGGGAAAGAAGUGUAUAAUUUUUAUAGAUGACAUGAAUAUGCCUGCAUUGGAGAAAUAUGGAGCUCAACCUCCUAUUGAAUUAUUACGACAAUUUUUUGACUGCGGGAAUUGGUAUGACCUUAAGGACACAAGUAAAAUCACAUUGGUUGACAUAGAGCUGAUUGCUGCCAUGGGUCCUCCCGGUGGUGGAAGAAAUCCAGUUACUCCUCGUUUUAUUCGACAUUUCAACAUCUGCACUAUUAAUACUUUUAGUGAUGAAACUAUGGUUCGCAUAUUCUCAUCAAUUGUAGCAUUCUAUCUUAGGACUCAUGAAUUUCUUCCAGAAUACUUUUUAAUUGGGAACCAAAUUGUCAGUGGGACCAUGGAGAUAUAUAAACGAUCCAUGGAGAAUCUUUUGCCCACUCCCGCAAAAUCUCAUUACACUUUCAACUUGCGGGAUUUUUCACGUGUCAUCCAGGGAUGCUUACUCAUUGAAAGAGAUGCUGUGGAGAGCAAACACACUAUGACCCGUCUGUUUGUGCAUGAAGUUCUCCGAGUGUUUUAUGAUCGCCUCAUUAAUGAUGAUGAUCGACGCUGGCUGUUCAAUUUAAUCAAAAUUGUUAUAAAGGACCAUUUUAAAGAAUCAUUUGAUAGCAUUUUUUCACACUUGAGGAAAGAGAAUGCACCAGUAACUGAAGAGAACUUAAGAAAUCUGAUGUUUGGCGACUAUAUGAAUCCUGACCUUGAAGGAGAUGAUAGAGUUUAUAUUGAAAUUCCAAAUAUUCAUCAUUUUAGUGACAUUGUGGAGCAAUGCUUAGAUGAGUAUAAUCAAACUCACAAAACAAGAAUGAAUCUUGUCGUUUUUAGGUAUGUACUGGAACAUUUAUCACGAAUAUGUCGAAUUCUGAAGCAGUCUGGUGGAAAUGCUUUGCUUGUUGGCCUUGGAGGAAGUGGUCGUCAAUCUUUAACUCGUCUGGCUACAUCCAUGGCAAAAAUGCAGAUUUCCCAACCAGAAAUUUCUAAGAGCUAUGGUAUGAAUGAGUGGAGAGAGGAUCUGAAGGUUCUAUUAAGGAAUGUGGGCAUGAAGGGCCAGAAGACAGUCUUUCUAAUCACGGACACUCAGAUUAAAGAGGAAGCUUUUCUAGAGGAUAUCGACAGUGUUCUCAAUACUGGAGAAGUACCUAACAUUUUUGCAGCAGAUGAAAAACAAGAAGUGAUGGAGGGUGUUCGUCCUCUGGCUCAGGCUGGCAAUAAACACAAUGAACUCAGUCCCUUAGCCUUGUUCGCUUUCUUUGUGAAUCGCUGCAAAGAUAACCUUCAUGUUGUAGUGGCCUUUAGCCCCAUCGGAGAUGCCUUUCGAAAUCGCUUGAGACAGUUCCCAUCCCUCAUCAACUGCUGUACCAUUGACUGGUUUCAGCCAUGGCCUGAAGAUGCCCUUGAACUUGUAGCUGUGAAAUUCUUAGAAACACUGGAGCUUACUCAGGUUGAACGACGAGAGAUAGUUCCAAUCUGCAAACACUUUCACACUUCCAUUAUGGAUCUUUCAGAAAGGUUCUUGCACGAGUUAGGACGACAUAACUAUGUUACUGCUACUUCUUAUCUUGAACUUAUUGCCUCAUUUCGACAGCUUUUGACUAAGAAGCGACAAGCUGUCAUGGAGGCAAAACAGCGAUAUGUGACUGGGCUUGACAAGUUGGCUUUUGCUGAGUCUCAGGUUGGUGAAAUGAAAAUGGAGCUUGUUCAAUUACAGCCCAAAUUGGAGGAAGCUAAAAUUGAAAAUGCACAUAUGAUGCAGAUUAUUGAGAUAGAGUCUGCAGAAGUGGAAGCAAAAAGAAAGUUUGUGAAAUUAGAUGAAGAGAUAGCCAGUGGAAAGGCUGAAGAAGCGCAAGCUCUGAAAAAUGAGUGUGAAAGUGACCUAGCUGAGGCAAUUCCAGCCUUAGAAGCAGCUCUGUCUGCACUGGAUACACUAAAGCCAGCUGACAUUACAAUUGUGAAGUCAAUGAAGAAUCCUCCGUCUGGUGUUAAACUAGUUUUGGCUGCUAUUUGUGUAAUGAAAGAUAUAAAACCAGAAAAAAUUUCAGAUCCUUCAGGAACUGGAGGCAAGAUAUUAGAUUACUGGGGACCUAGCAAAAAACUUCUGGGAGAUAUGAAUUUCUUAAGAGAUUUGAGAGAAUAUGACAAGGACAACAUUCCAGUGACUGUUAUGCAGAAGAUUCGAGGUGAAUACUUAACAAACCCUGAAUUUGACCCCCCUAAGAUUGCUAAAGCUUCUUCUGCAGCUGAGGGUCUGUGUAAGUGGAUCAUGGCUAUGGAAGUGUAUGACAGAGUUGCAAAGGUAGUGGCUCCUAAGAAAGCACGCUUAGCAGAAGCUCAGAAGUCUUUAGCUGAGACAAUGGAGCUUUUGAAUCAGAAAAGAGAAGAACUGGCAGAAGUAGAACAUCAUCUGGAAAAUUUACAAAGAACGUUUAGGGAGAAAACUGAGGAAAAGGCUCGUUUAGAAGACCAGGUGGAACUCUGUGCUAAGAAACUGGAAAGAGCCUCAAAACUAAUUGGAGGACUAGGUGGAGAAAAAUCGAGAUGGUCUCAAGCUGCUGAUGACCUUCAGAUAGUGUAUGAAAAUUUGACUGGUGAUGUCUUAGUAUCAGCAGGAGUAAUAGCCUACCUUGGUGCUUUCACUUCUGGCUUUCGACAAACAUGUACAGAAAAUUGGAGCAUGUUGUGCAAGGAGAAAAAAAUCCCGUGUUCAGAGGAGUUCUCACUGAGUAAGACCCUGGGUGAUCCAGUAAAAAUUAGAGCUUGGAAUAUUGCUGGAUUACCAACAGAUACAUUCUCCAUAGAUAACGGAGUGAUUGUUAAUAACUCCAGGCGUUGGCCUUUAAUGAUUGACCCCCAAGGUCAAGCCAAUAAGUGGAUCAAAAACUCUGAGAAAGAAAAUCAGCUUAGUGUUAUUAAGCUAUCUGAUUCAGACUAUAUGAGAACACUGGAGAACUGUAUUCAGUUUGGAACUCCACUUCUAUUAGAAAAUGUUGGUGAAGAACUGGAUCCAUCUUUGGAGCCUUUACUACUUAGACAAACUUUUAAACAAGGUGGCAUUGAUUGCAUCAGACUUGGUGAGGUCAUUAUUGAGUAUUCCUUUGAUUUCAAGUUUUAUAUCACCACAAAACUGAGAAAUCCACAUUAUAUGCCAGAGCUGGCUACAAAGCUGUCUUUGCUCAAUUUCAUGAUAACUCCAGAAGGACUUGAAGAUCAGUUACUAGGUAUUGUUGUGGCAAAGGAGAGACCAGAAUUAGAAGAGGAACGAAAUGCUCUUAUUCUUCAGUCUGCAGCUAAUAAGAAACAACUGAAAGAUAUAGAGAAAAAAAUUUUGGAAACGUUAUCAUCUUCAGAAGGGAACAUUUUAGAAGAUGAAAGUGCAAUUAAAGUCUUAGACUCUGCUAAAAUCAUGUCCAAUGAGAUAACAAAGAAACAGCAGAUUGCAGAAAAAACAGAACUCAAAAUAGCAGAAUCUCGAGAAGGCUAUAGACCCAUUGCUAAACAUUCAUCAGUAUUAUUCUUUAGCAUUGCAGACCUGGCUAACAUCGAUCCCAUGUACCAGUACUCUCUCACCUGGUUCGUGAACCUUUAUAUCAACUCUAUUCAUGACAGUAACAAAUCCAAAAUUUUGGAAAAGCGCCUACGAUAUUUAAAUGAUCACUUCACAUACAACUUAUAUUGUAAUAUAUGCCGAUCACUAUUUGAGAAGGACAAGCUUUUGUUUUCCUUUUUAUUAUGUGCCAAUCUUCUUCUGGACCACAGUCCUAUUCUGGCUAUUGUAUACUUUCCAAAAACAAUUGUUUCAUUCAUUUUGUCCAGUUUUCUAGUUCUUAAAGCAAUAGAGGCAAGAAAAGAGAUUGAAUACCAGGAACUGAUGUUUCUUUUAACUGGAGGAGUAAGUCUUAAAAGUGCUGAGAAAAAUCCUGAUCCAUCUUGGCUACAGGAUAAAAGCUGGGAGGAAAUUUGUCGUGCAAGUGAAUUUCCUGCCUUCAAAGGACUCAGGGAGCAUUUUUGUGAAUAUAUAAAUGAAUGGCGGGAAAUCUAUGACAGUAAAGAGCCACACAAUACUAAAUUUCCAGCACCAAUGGAUAACAAUCUAAACGAACUACAGAAAAUAAUAAUUCUUCGGUGCUUAAGACCUGAUAAGAUAACUCCAGCUAUAACAAAUUAUGUAACUGACAAACUAGGGAAAAAGUUUGUAGAGCCUCCACCAUUUGAUUUGACAAAGAGUUACUUGGAUUCAAAUUGCACCAUUCCCUUAAUUUUUGUGCUAUCUCCCGGAGCAGAUCCCAUGGCCAGCCUGCUAAAAUUUGCAAAUGAUAAAGCUAUGUCUGGAAAUAAAUUUCAAGCUAUUUCACUGGGACAGGGACAAGGACCAGUUGCCACAAAAAUGAUUAAAGCAGCAAUAGAAGAAGGAACUUGGGUUUGCCUACAGAAUUGUCACCUUGCUGUCUCCUGGAUGCCUGUAUUGGAAAAAAUAUGUGAAGAUUUUACCCCUGAAGUCUGUAACUCAUCUUUUAGGCUUUGGCUCACAAGUUAUCCAUCUCCAAAAUUCCCAGUAACAAUUCUACAGAAUGGAGUAAAAAUGACUAAUGAACCUCCCACGGGUCUUCGGCUAAAUCUCCUCCAAUCAUAUCUCACUGAUCCAGUUUCUGAUCCUCAGUUUUUCAAUGGAUGCCAGGGAAAGGAACUGGCAUGGGAGAAGUUGCUGUUUGGAGUUUGUUUUUUUCAUGCCCUUGUGCAAGAGAGGAAGAAAUUUGGUCCUCUUGGUUGGAAUAUUCCAUAUGGAUUUAAUGAAUCAGACUUACGCAUCAGUAUUCGACAACUACAGUUAUUUAUAAAUGAAUAUGAUACAGUUCCAUUUGAAGCCAUCUCUUACCUGACUGGGGAGUGUAACUAUGGAGGAAGAGUGACAGAUGAUUGGGACAGACGUCUCCUCUUAACCAUGCUGGCUGACUUUUAUAAUUCACACGUAAUUGAAAGCCCUCAUUAUAAGUUUUCUCCUAGUGGAAACUAUUUUGCACCUCCCAAAGGCACCUAUGAUGAGUACAUUGAAUUCAUUAAGAAACUUCCAUUUACUCAACACCCUGAGAUAUUUGGAUUACAUGAAAAUGUUGAUAUCUCCAAAGAUCUUCAACAAACGAAAAUCCUCUUUGAGUCCUUGCUGCUCACCCAGGGAGGCUCCAAACAGACAGGAUCCUCAGGAAGUGCUGACCAGAUUCUAUUAGAAAUUACCGGAGAUAUUCUCAACAAGCUACCAAAUGAUUUUGACAUUGAAAUAGCACUAUUGAAGUAUCCUGUGAGAUACGAAGAGAGCAUGAAUACUGUUUUAGUACAAGAAAUGGAAAGAUUUAACAGUUUAAUUAGAACUAUAUAUAACACUCUAUUGGACCUUGAAAAAGCUAUUAAGGGCGUGGUCGUCAUGGACUCUGCGUUGGAGGCACUCGCAGGCAGUCUGCUUGUUGGAAAGGUUCCGGAAAUAUGGGCCAAACGAUCCUACCCAAGUCUUAAACCCCUAGGAAGUUACAUCACAGACUUUCUAGCCCGGUUGAACUUCCUUGAGGACUGGUAUAAUUCAGGAAAACCUUGUGUGUUUUGGCUCUCAGGUUUCUUUUUCACCCAAGCCUUUUUAACGGGAGCUAUGCAGAAUUAUGCCAGAAAAUAUACCAUCCCUAUUGAUUUACUGGGAUAUGAAUUUGAGGUCAUUCCUGCUGAUAUAUCUGAGACAGCACCGGAAGAUGGCGUUUAUAUCCAUGGAUUAUAUCUCGAUGGAGCGCGCUGGGACAGAAAAAGUGGAUUGCUCGCUGAACAAUAUCCCAAACUUCUGUUUGACCUGAUGCCCAUCAUAUGGAUAAAACCAACUAAGAAGUCUCAAAUUGUGAAGUCGAAUGCCUACACCUGUCCCCUUUACAAGACAAGUGAACGUAAAGGAACUCUUUCCACUACAGGACAUUCUACUAACUUUGUCAUCGCAAUGUUGUUAAAAACAAACCAACCCACUCAACACUGGAUCAAGCGUGGAGUCGCUCUGCUUUGUCAGUUGGAUGACUAAAUUGGACAAAUUAAGAAAACAUCUGAAAGAGAUUUAAAAAAUGUAUUGUUUUCACUUACUUCAAAAUAUACUUAUAUUAUAAAACGAAAUAUUUUGGUGUCAUUCUUUGAAAUGG
This is a messenger RNA of Equus caballus (horse), 12314 nucleotides long. The record is from RefSeq and is a predicted model, not a curated record. NCBI's taxonomy places the organism in Eukaryota, Metazoa, Chordata, Mammalia, Perissodactyla, Equidae.